Messenger RNA from Galendromus occidentalis (western predatory mite), 4561 nucleotides. RefSeq names its product neuralized E3 ubiquitin protein ligase 4 (gene Neurl4). The transcript has 22 exons. Gene Ontology annotation, molecular function: ubiquitin protein ligase activity. Bases 1 to 4173 code for a protein of 1390 amino acids. Lineage: Eukaryota; Metazoa; Arthropoda; Arachnida; Mesostigmata; Phytoseiidae. The record is from RefSeq and is a predicted model, not a curated record.
AUGCCUCAGCUGACUCUUUUGGACGAGCCCUGCGGCGUUCUCGUCAAACUGUCACCAGACAGGCGAACGGCAACGAGACGUAAGGCCCGGGAAAAGUUUGACAACGGGAUCGUGUUCACUGCUCAGAGCCUCGAGGACAACGUCAUCCUGUGCGCGACCAUCGAUGCAAUGGUACCCACAUGGACGGGUUGCAUCCAGAUCGGCGUGACCGCAACCGAUCCUCGACUCUUCCCUGGCGUUCUCCCGACCUCGGCUGCUCAUCUCAAAGGUUGCACGUGGAUCUACACGGGGUCGCAUGUGUUUUACAACGGUCGUCAAAUCAUCGAAAAGUAUGGUCGUGAAGACCUCGAUAGGUUAGGUGACGGCGACAGCGUGGGGGUUGUUCGGCGCUCUGACGGUAGCCUACAUUUCGUUGUCAACGGUGUUGACCAAGGAGUGGCUGCAGUGAACACCCCGUCGCGUCUCUUCGUCAUCCUCGAUCUCUACGGCAAAUGCGCACAGGUCACAAUCAGUGAGCCAAUCUCGGUGGAUACAAUGAAUCUUUUCUCGUUGACUUCCCCGAACACCCUCUCUCUGGCGGAUCAGAUCGUUCCAGGCUUAGAAUCGAUAAUUGGUGGGCUUUCUCCACCAGCGGCUUAUCAGAACGGAGCCUCGCCGCGGCUUCGAGAUUUCCAAUGCAUGAGGUAUAGAUUCCCUUCUGGUAGAAUUUCGUCGUCAUCUGGACUUCUGGACUCAGAAGACGAGCCUCUGCGUCUACACGAGAAAUGCGGCAGCAGCAUCAGUCUCACGCCUGAUAAACUGUCCGCCGAAAGAAUCCAUCCCCUGGAACAGUUCAAUAACGGUAUCGUGAUGAGCAGCCGAGCUCUGAGGGAUAAUGAAAUUUUCGAAAUUCGUCUUGAUAUGAUCAUCCAGAAAUGGAGCGGUUCGUUGGAAAUAGGGGUCACAACCCAGAAUCCAGAGAGCUUCGAAUUCCCCGAAACGUUGAGUCGUGUGAAAACGGUGUCUUCAGUGGGAGACCUUGAAAACCUCCAGUCCGGUGACACGAUAGGAAUCAUACGUCGUCCGAACGGUUACCUCCAUCUCGUUAUCAACGGCGCUGACCAGGGGGCGGUGGCCACGGACGUCCCGGGCAAUGUUUAUGCCGUGAUCGAUCUCUACGGACGGGCAGCGAAGAUCUCCGUUGUUUCCCAAGAUGCUGAUGAGGAGGAGGGUCUGAUCGAUUGGCACAACCUGGAACAAGAAUGCUGGUCCGAACGCCCACUGUGCUUCGCUGCGACCGAUUCAGUCGCUUUCUCGACCGAUCUCAGAACUGCGACUUUCGUGAGCAGCGGGAGCGUGCAAUCAGCGACUUUGCUCACCGAACGUCCCUUACAAAUAGGCGAAACUUUUUAUCUGAAACUAGUUGCCCUUCCACUUGGUGCUCACAUUUCUAUCGGAGUCUCUUGUUCUUGCGAGAACAUUUCCCAUGAGAACGGGAUUUGGUUUUUCCCCUCGCGUGGUUUAUCGCUCGAUGGGAUCUUGGUCGACUCGAACUACGGCAGAAAUAUCGUCACCCAAGUCAAGAGGGAGGAUCGGAUAGGCGUCUACAUUUCUAGAGAAGCCGGAGUUCAUUUCUAUUACAAUGAUCGGGAUCUCGGAGUCGCGAUGAAAGGAGCUCCGCUCCCCCUAUGGGGUGUCGGCGCCGUAUUGCUGGGGGGACUUGCUCCUCAGACUUGCGUAGUCAGCCUCGUUCAACCAGAAAUACCGAUUCCCGAAGACCCUCAGCUCGACCUCCGGUUCCACACCUCGUGUCAUGGCUCGAAAGCUUUAGUCAUCAACAACGGCUUAACAGUCGUACGUGCGGAAACACAGAAGGAUCCGAACCUGGCGUCGGUUUCGACGAACCGUCCGUUGAAAGAUAAUGAACUAUUCGAAGUCGUCGUGGAAGAAAUUGAAGAUCGUUGGACGGGAUCCCUAGAAAUCGGAGUGACGAGCAGGCCUCCGGAACAGCAAGCCGAAUCGAAUGCGGGUGAAGCUCGACGGGAAGCGUACUUGCUGUCCGGAUCGACCAUCACGUUCGGUGGCGCAACCCUAAAUAACGACUACGGCUGUGAUCUUGAUUCGAUUCGUGUUGGAACAAAAGUCGGCGUUCAGCGAAGAGAUGAUUCGUCCUUGCACUUUUACCUCGAUGGCAAGGAUAUGGGUGCAGCUUGCUCGGGGCUCCCCUCGAAAGUAUGGGCCGUGAUCGACAUGUUCGGGCAAUGUGCGAGGCUCAGCAUCGUACACACACCGCAGCAGAUAGCCGCUGAGCUGCCCUGCAUCCUGAUGACAUGUCGUGUGGCGAGAAGAUUCCAGGAACCGAGAGGAGCACUCAAUCGAACUACUUCGCUUCCAGCUGCUUCAACAAACCAUCAAUUGAAUAAAUCACGAGGCCACAAUGUAGUGCUCCGGAAUGAUGCGCGAUCAGCCUGCCGAAUCUCAGGAUACGACAACGGGUUGAUAUUCAGCCACGGAAGUCUCGAUCUCGACGAGCUCUUUGAACUCCAAAUCGAGCCGGUACAUAGCACGGUGCUGACAGGCAGUGUGAUCAUCGGCCUCACGUCGCUGGAUCCGAAACUCGGAGCGGCUCGAUACAGAUCGUACAAGAAACUGCUCGAAGAUAAAUCUCACAAAACCUAUCUCGUUGUUGGUCGCAAAGUUUACAGAAAUGAAGUUCUAGUCAAAGAAAAUUAUGGCUCGACAGCUUUAUUGAGGGCUACGGCCGGAGACCGAAUCGGCGUUGAACAUUGUGCUGAUGGCACGAUGCACAUUUACGUGAAUGGCGAAGACCAAGGAGUCGCUGUGUCGAAUCUGCCACGGGAUUUAUUCGCUGUUUUCGACCUUUUCGGUCUGGUUGAAAGCGUGCUGCUCUGCAGCAGCUCCUCCGUACCUAGUCGUCACACGCCAAAUUGUUAUGAGGUUACAGUCAUUCACAAGUUCCUCGAUACAAAGCACGGAGCCAAUAUUCAACUAUCGAAUUCGAAUCAGACUGCUCGUCGAAUAAACUCUUUCAAUGACGGUAUCGUCCUCUCUGCGCAGCCGAUAUCGGCUGGCCAGACAUUCAGCAUCCGCCUGUCACGUGUUUUGACGAACAAGUGGAAGUCUUCGUUGUCGAUCGGUAUUCUAGGUGAAGUGCCAUCCUGUUUGCCGUCCUCCGUGUUGGAUCUCCUCAAACUCUGUUGGCUCGUAGUGGGGAAAUCAGUUUACAUCGAUGGGAGAAAGGUCAAAGACAACUACGGUCCGAAUCUUGAUCUCUUGAACGAACAAUCGACGGUUGGAAUCCACUUCGAUUCGUCGUAUUGUAUGAGACUCAUCGUGAAUGGUGUCGACCAAGGCGUCGCCUGUGAUCAGGUGUUUGCUUCGAAAUGUUUCGUUAUCUGUGAUCUAUAUGGACAAUGUGAAAAAAUCGAUGUCCUUCAAGAGGGCGAGGAGUUCAGCCCUGAGGAACUAUCUCUUGAAACUCCCGAGAAAGCUCACCUCGACGACAACCAAGGCCGCAAAGAAAACUCUCAGGAAUCACGAUGUCUAUUAAGCGAUAAACUCCGGCUCACUCUGCAACCCUGUCAGCAUCAUCGAAUUGCUACCUACAUAAUACGGAACGUUCUCUGCUUACCGUGGCAUCUUUUCGAUAACCAGAUGUGUUCUUGCGAUGCUUGCUCUCUCCUGACAUACUCGACGAGUAAAUCGUUGAAGAGAUGUUCGAUUUUCUCCCUCAAAUGCAGCAAGAAUCAAAUGUCGUGGAACACCGCCUUCGGUAUCGGAAUUCCGCUCGGAGCUAUUCGUAAAUGCAUAGACCACGGUCAGCUGCUUGCGGAGCAAGAGUUGGGUCUUUCCCCGGUCGUUGACGGGAACUCGAAGCACUACGACGUGAAAUCGUCAUCGCCGAUCGUCAAAGUGACACCGUGCUUGCGCUACGCUUUUCAUAGCGCCCCGGCGGAUCAUGAUACGGCCGAUAAUACCUCAGUCCAAGCUAAAGUUGUCAUACAAGCUCUGAUAUGCGCAGACUCAUACCAGAAAAUCUUCCGAAGAGUUGACGCAAGCUCCCUGGGGAGUCCCGCCGACAUCAGCGAACCAGAAGUCGAAGAAUGGCAUACCAAGGAAAAAAGUGCCACCCUGGUUCAAGCGGUUAUUGUACGCGUAGAUAAUGUCAAGUGAAGGACAUUUCCAAAGCUUAUAUAUCGCGAGAAUAUCCGCUCCUUCGUUCGGAUCGACCACAAUACAUUUUUGAGAACUCAGAUGGAAUCGAGAAUAUGCUCCCGGUCGAACCGAUAUUUUCCAACGGCCAAGGGAACCCAGACUUCCCCGAAUCUCUCGCUCGCGUCAGCGAUUCAUCGAGUUCCUGCUCAUCAUUCGGACCCACGCAGUCUUGGCUUGUCCAAUCCCAAUCUUGUUGUCGUGGGAACGCUCCGUAGGCUGAAUGGCCCGUAUCCGAGUCGUCUAGGCUGAUAUUACUAAGCUCCUAGUUUUAGGCGUUCGGUGAACUCACAUCUUGUGUUGUUGGAAACCAUUGAAGAGACUCAUCGAAGUUGAAUCCCACUUGUUG